Messenger RNA from Seriola dumerili (greater amberjack), 5817 nucleotides. It is a transcript of the gene oga, whose product is annotated as meningioma expressed antigen 5 (hyaluronidase). The transcript is spliced from 19 exons. Gene Ontology annotation, molecular function: beta-N-acetylglucosaminidase activity. The record is from RefSeq and is a predicted model, not a curated record. The coding region runs from base 349 to 3183 and encodes 944 amino acids. Lineage: Eukaryota; Metazoa; Chordata; Actinopteri; Carangiformes; Carangidae. Gene Ontology annotation, biological process: glycoprotein metabolic process.
AAGAAACGACUAAAACCAGGGCAAAUCUACCAUAAAGAGAAGAAAAUGAUCGGAGAAAAACGACCGAACGGCUUGUUCUUCUUUAAAUAUUAAACAACAUAAAUGAUGUCCUAUACCACCUGUUAGCAAUUUCGAUUGCAUCUUGUAGAACCAGUGACUACAUUUUGGACAGUUUUGAUAGACUCGCUGAUACCAUACGCUAGCUAACGUUAGACAGACAGUGACGCGAUCUAUUUCCUCCAGGUUUUGCUUGGUUGAAUCUGCUGCUUAACUACAUUAAAAAAAUUACUCGGUGCUUUCUGCAUUCUUCUGAGUUUGUUGGGUUUUCGUCGAGGGAAAUCUCUAACAAUGGUACAGAAAGAAAAAACGUUAGAGGCGCCUCAAGUGGAGGGCGAGCCGAGCCCCAGCCCAGUCUCCGGAGAUUCUUGUGCCGAGGCCCCUGGCCCAGUGGAAGAGUCCAGCAUUGGAGUCGAGCCGACGGGCCACAGAAAAUUCAUAAGUGGAGUCGUGGAAGGCUUUUACGGUCGACCAUGGACAAUGGAACAGAGGAAGGAGUUGUUCAGAAGGCAGCAGAAAUGGGGACUGAAUACAUACCUUUAUGCACCCAAAGAUGACUACAAACACAGAAUGUUCUGGAGAGAGCUUUACUCAGUGGAAGAAGCAGAGCAACUUAUGACUUUAAUUGGUGCUGCCAAGGAGCAUGGGAUAGAGUUCAUCUAUGCCAUUUCCCCUGGACUAGACAUCACCUUCUCCAAUCAGAAAGAGGUUUCUGCACUCAAGAGGAAACUUGAUCAGGUUUCUCACUUUGGCUGCAAGUCAUUUGCCUUACUUUUUGAUGAUAUUGACCACAACAUGUGCCCUGCUGAUAAAGAGGUGUUCAGCUCAUUUGCACACGCUCAGGUUUCCAUUACGAACGAAAUCUACCAGUACCUGGGAGAGCCCGAAACCUUCCUCUUCUGUCCCACAGAGUACUGUGGGACUUUCUGCUACCCAAGUGUCUCUCAAUCCCCCUACCUCCACACAGUAGGAGAGAAGCUCCUACCUGGCAUUGAUGUGCUAUGGACAGGCCCCAAGGUUGUGUCCAAAGAUAUUACAGUGGAAUCAAUUGAGGAGGUGUCAAAAAUCCUAAAAAGAGCCCCAGUGAUCUGGGACAACAUUCACGCAAAUGAUUAUGACCAGAAGAGGCUUUUCUUGGGUCCAUACAAGGGGCGCUCCACAGAGCUCAUCCCCAGACUGAAAGGAGUCCUCACCAACCCAAACUGCGAGUUUGAGUCCAACUUUGUAGCGAUCCACACUCUGGCCACCUGGUACAAGUCUAAUAUGAAUGGCGUGCGCAAGGAUGUGGUCAUGACGGACGGUGAGGACAGCACAGUGUCCAUCCAGAUCAAGUUAGAGAAUGAGGGCAGUGAUGAAGAACUGGAGACAGACAUGCUCUACAGCCCACAGCUUGCUCUAAAGCUGGCUCUCACAGAAUGGCUUGGGGAAUUUGGUGUGCCUCAUCAAUACAACAGCCGACAGGUGCCUCAGAGUGGUGCCAAAGGCACAGCCAUAGACGUGUCAUCCAUGGCUGCUCCCUCUCUCUGCUCCUCCACAACAGUCACGACUGUGUUCCAGCAGCCCAUCAUGUCUCCAGCCAUGCCGCCUCUCUGUCUGGAUCCACUCUCACACCCCAUGGCAAAAAGACCUCAGGAGGUAGAGGAGGUGGAGGUGGAGAAGAAGGAUUCAGAUGAGGAGCCCAUGGAGAUGGUGGUUGAGAAGCAGGAUGAGCCAGAGGCUGAAGCUGAAGCGGACCCAGAGGGGAAGCAUGUUGGUCCUAUCUUAGCUGAGAAGAUGGCUGAGGACCUGAAGCCCAUGGAUACAGACAAGGAGAGUCUGAUAGAGUCAAAGUCCCCUGAAGAGUCACUCCAGGAAGACUCUGGGAGUGAUAUUGCCCCUAUGCAGACAGAUGAUCAGCUCAAACAAGUUCCGCAAACAUUUGAUGUGUUUGUGCCUGGGCCCAAUGAGAAGCCCCUGUUCACAGCAGAGCCCCUCACACUCGAGGACCUGAGCUUGCUGGCAGAGCUCUUCUACCUGCCUUAUGAACAUGGACCCAAGGCCAUGCAGAUGUUAAAGGAGUUCAACUGGCUGCGCGCCAACAGCAGUGUCGUCAGUGUCAACUGCAAGAGAAAGGAAACUGAAAAGGUAGCAGAAUGGCAAUCAAGGGCUGAGAAGUUUGAGGAGAUGUGCUGCUCCGUCAUCCAGAUGUUCACGCGGCUGUCCAAUUCAGCCAACCGCACCAUCCUGUACGACCUCUACCCUUACAUCUGGGACAUCAAGAGCAUCAUUUCUAUGGUCAAGUCUUUUGUCCAGUGGCUAGAUGGAAGAAUCCACAGUACAAGUUUCUACUGCUAUUGGAUCGACAGUGGCCGAUGGUGUCGUAGUCAGUCCUCAGCACAGUUCCUUAGAGGAGACCAAGAGCCCUGGGCCUUUAGGGGAGGUCUAGCAGGAGAGUUCCAGAGAUUGUUGCCAAUAGAUGGUGCAAACGAUCUUUUCUACCAACCUCCACCUUCAAUGCCAACCUCCAAAAUCUAUUCCAUAAGGCCAUACUUUCCCAAAGAUGAGGGUGCAGUUUAUAAAAUCUGUAAAGAAAUGUACUGUGAAGGAAUGGAGGAUGCACCUUUCUCUGAUGACGAUCCUGACCUCAUAGGAGACAGGUUAGUGGGAGGUCUCCUGACACUGAGCUCAGACUAUGGGUUUGUGCUCGAGGAUGAUGAAGGGAUCUGCGGUUAUGCUCUUGGAACUGUGGAUGUCAAGCCCUUCAUCAAGAAAUGCAAGUUGAACUGGAUUCCCUUCAUGCAAGAGAAAUACCACAAGCCUGACUGCCAGAAGGACCUCACAGAGGCUGAGAAAAUGAUGCUGAGUUUCCACGAAGAGGAGGAGGGUCUUCCAGACUCUUUCCUCUCCAACUUCCCCUCUCUCAUUAAGGUUGACAUUCACGCCAAGGUCACUGACCCCAGUGUGGCCAAAAGCAUGAUGGGGUGUCUUCUAUCUUCUCUAAAGGCCAACGGGUCCCAUGGUGCAUUUUGCAAGGUUCGUCAGACUGAUAAGAGAAUGUUGGACUUCUAUAGUAAGCUGGGAUGCUUUGAAGUGGCCAAAAUGGAGGGCUUUCCCAAAGACAUCAUCAUUAUGGGACGCAGCCUAUGAAGAAACGUCCUGCUACAAUGAAAGACAGAGAGAGCAAGUCAACGCGGCUCAAACAUGUUUGCUACCUUCAUGAGAAAAAACUUCCAUGAUGAUUUUAUACUACAUUACCAUCUGGGCUAGCCCCGGGAGACCUCUUUUUAGGAUUUGUGUACAGAAGCACAGCAGUCGCACACACAGAUUCCCUGUGCUGCCCUUAGAUGCUAUGGCUCUGUUGGAUUCAGCAGAUCCGAAGCUAAAAGGCCGAGGAGUGAUGUGUAGUCAGAUGAUUUGAGCCAACAUGGAAGAGUGGCACUCCAGUACUGAUUUCUGGGGUCCCACUACUCAUAUACCUCCAGGAGGCAGGAAGCGAUAACUCCAUAAGCCUUUUACUGAUUUAAUCCAGUAGCCAUUACAUGGAUUUUGCCCGCAUGCCCUAACGCAAAGUGUCUGUAUCUGAAAUGGAGGCAGAGCUGUGAAAUGAGGGCGGCCUGUAUCUCAGGUAGUGGCUCACUACCCCCACGUCCUGCUUUCCCAGCUUUGACGUAGAGAAUAGCACAGCUGUCGACAUAAGUAGGACACCUUUAUACAGGAUGUGAGGUGCUAUGUGAGAGUUUGCCUUUCAUCAUCACAUCAUGGUAUUUCCAGUUCCUCCACAAUAGACAUGGAGAAAGAUGCCUUUUAAGUGGCGUAUUUCUAACAAAACGUAAUGUGAAAUGCUGCGUCUGCACACGAGGAGGGUGAAACAUUGUAGCUUUCGGGGUUCAUGAAACCCUUGAUAGAAGAUCGUCACAGACCAGCAAAAUAUUUGUUGAGACUGUUGAAGACUCAACCGGGAGGCCAUCUGAAUUUCUGUUCAAGUAGUAGUAGACAUUUGGAAAGCGACAGAAAAGCUUCCACGAGUUUACAAACAUGGUUCCCAGCCUGUUUCUGUUCAGCGCUUUGCUUUUGGCCAUUUGUUUCUUUUUUUGUGAUUCAGCAGUUCUUUUGCUUAUUUCCCCUUUGAGCUGUUGCCUUUUGGUUCAUUGCCUUUGGAUUUUAGGUUUAUAUUGCAGACCCCUAGUGUCUUUUGUGUAAACGCUGUCAAACAUGUGUCAGAUAAAACUAGAGAAGAGUGAUUUUGAACAUUGGCCUUGUUGUUGCUUAAAUUCCAGAGACGUAGCCUGACAUUGACAGUCACAUGUCUUAGUUUUGCCCCGCCGGAUCCCAAACUUCAGCACAGACAUCCUUCAGUGAACCCUAGCCCUGACUGGUGGGGAUAUCGCUGUCAGAGAAAGCUCAGACUAGCUCAGUCUAGUUAACUUAUGUAAAAUUACUAAAUGUUAUGGAAAUUUUAAGUUUUGUCUUUUAUAAGUUUGUGUAAGUAGUUAAAAUGUCAAGUUUACUUGUAUACACAGGUCCUCUUUGAAAGAAUGAAAACCAAAAUCAACAUUUCCUGAUAGCAGUAUCCAGUGGGACCAAAAUCCUGGUAUUCUGAUCUGCUCUAGAAAAACAUUUUUCAACAAUUCACAUUGAAAUUACAUGAGGUGAAAUGAUGUAAAAUCAUAAAAAUAUAGAAGCAUUAAGCUCCCACUGUCAUAAAGCUGCUCAGCUCUUCAUAACCACUAAUCCAAGACUUGUAAAUCAACAAUUGACCUGGACUGCAGUUGCAGAUGUGCCAUGCUAUAAAUCAUUGGUAAUCGUGAAUAAUCAGUUUACACCUGUCAUUCGUCUUCCCUCCCUGCUCUGUUCUCAACAUUGCACACUCUCAAACGAAUGUCCUCUCAGUUGAGCCUUGCGAGCGCACUAAGGAUCGCCGAGGCCGUUAAAUCCUGUCACCAAAUGUCACCAAAGUGGCACUGACUCCCACACUGUUGAACUGUAUUUGUGGGGGUGUGAAGCAGAUAUUUCUAGGCCUUUUACUAUGUGUCCGUUGAAUGUUUGAUAUUCUGACGCAUUUCCCAUUUGUUUUUGUAAAUCUAUAUAGUUGAUUUAAAAAAAAAAAGAAGCACUUUGACUAUAGUUAGGAGUGUUCUGUUGGUUACAUGAGGAUCAUCAGUUGCUCUUCAGUAGCUGCCUGCCAAUGUGAUGUUUUGAUACUGUGUACAUUCAUAAUGUGCAUGAGGUGUAUUGGAUUUGCUGUGGCAGUCAUUAGAAUAACCUCAUCUUAUGCUACAAAGAGGAGGAAGCAUGCCACUCACCUCUAUGAGCAUAAUACUGUAGUAUGUAGACAGUCUGUUAACACUGUCAAUCAUAAAGUGUUAUUAUUUUGUAUAUCUUUAUUGAAACUGUUGCUUGCAAUUUGUUUUUCUUCACGGAAAACAAAAUGCUGGCCUUGUUACAAUGCCCUGUCCUGUACAGCCGUCCUACCUGGCUGUUUUUCAGCAAGGUGUGAAACUCACUAACAGAUGUUACGAACGUCUUCUGAAACAACAGCAGAAUUUUCACACUUGUUUUAAAUGGUUAAUUUUGCAGUUUUCCGACAUUCUGACUUUCUCCUCUGCCAAGCGGGUUUGAUAGAAAAUGGGCUGUGACUAAGAGAAAGGGCUCCAAUUGUACAUUUUGAUUAUCUGAGUUUAAAGGGGACGGGGAUCAUACAAAUGUCAGUUUACCAAUGUAAAAUUUGUAUGUAAAAUACAUAAGAUUAAAAACUAAUAAAUCAUAAUAAGUUACUUUGUU